AAACAAGAAUGAAAAAAAUACAGCCUACCGAUUUACAAGCCAAUUAACCAACAACGUAAUGAAUUGUAACAAUUCAUACAGGUUUACGUUACGAUUUUAUGAUUAAAUUAUUACGUCAUUGGUGAUAUAGAGCGACUGUAUGUGAAACCACAUGGCUGAAUAAAGGCACAGUCUGCCUAGUAGACAACCUGCGUUUUUGAGGUAUUAUAGAAUGAACGAAUAAAAAUGACCAACAACUCAUCAAUACUGAAACCAUCUGGUGGCGAUGAUGACCGACUGUCAGAUCUUCUAAAAAAUGACGUUUUCGUGGAUUUCUUUAACACGUUUCUGAACCUACCGGUGUUUGGUCAAACUCCUCUCUUCUUUCUGUCGGACAACGAAUGGUUAACUUGUCCUGAGCUACUUCAAGGCCAGGAGGUGAACAGAGGAGGAUUUCAGAAGUGGUUGACUGCUCAUCGCUUCACCUUGUUCAAGGAAACAGAGUUGUUCCAUUACUACACUCUCUGUAAAGAAUUCUUGGAGUUCUCAAACCAUCAUUCAGAAGUGUUGAAAUGGACAACAGCGGACCAGUGGCUACUAAGGAGAUGCAUUGGGAGUGGGAGAGGGAUGAGACGAUUCAGCACUUUCAUCAAGGGCACUUGUGGGAAGGAGCUGGUGUCGUUCUGUGUGAGAGUGUCCAGGUUGUUCAACAUGGACUGUGAGGAUGCAGGUCAGAAACACAGAUACCGGGCCCUGCUGACUGUCAUCAGAGCCAUCCAUCUCACAGAGGGAUCCAGCAUCAUGGCUAUCUGUCACAUACCACGAGAUACAAUGAUUAGCAUUCUAUCCAGUGAGCUACCCGACAGUGCCAGAAAGCAGAUCAUCGGUCAGAUGUAUAACAAAGCUUUACAUCGGCUGCAGCUCUAUUGGCUUCCUCAGUUUCUAAGAUACUGCAAGGACUCACUCUGGAGAGCUGCAGAGUGCAGCCACAUCGUUCAGGAGUACAGCGCCAUCACAUCCCACUCUGCUUCUGAGGAUGUGCCUGGUACACCUGCUCAACUGGACCCAGGCCUGGGACAGGUGAAGGAGGCAGAGCUGACUGGGAGUGCAACUGGGACCUACUGUUCCAAAAACACCAAGAGACUCCUCUGGAUGCGCCACGAGGAACCACAGAACAGAUCCAAAAUGGCAGCCCGGGAGACUGAGAAGAUCCAAGAUGGACGUCUCUGUUGCCAGUGGCUUCGUCUUGAGGGUGAAAUAGGCCAGGAACGGUGCACUAAUGCUGUGCAUAGCAGUCAAACCAAAUACCAGAUUGAUGCCACAACUGAACAAUACCUCAACAUGCCUGACGAUGCAAAAUCCCAAACCUGCAACAAACAAACCAGCAAAGUGGAUAACCUCAAGUCCAGCCACAGAAGUGGUAACCUUCUCCCAAACAUUGAUGUUGAAGGGGUCCAGGAGGGAGAAGUACUUAUUCCACACACCUGUAUGGAGACUCCUGCCUACUACCAACCGUCUGUCUUACCAGCUCCCCCUGCACCAGCAACUCCAGAGUCCCACCGCUACAACUACCUUCAGCCUGCCCUGUCAGCUGACAGCUUGGCUGGUGGGCCCUUAGCUGCCUUCCUGAGGGCCAGGGGACUGGAGACAGAGCUGCAGCAUCUAGGGCUUUGGCAGGACCUGGACCUGGUCCUUAGCCUGGUGCUCAGGGCCCAGGGAGAUGACUCCCUCCACAGCCAGAGACAGGCUGUGGCCAGGAGGAUCACACACACCUACCUGGGGGAGAACGCAGAGAGGGUAGGCCUCCUGGAGAGCGACACCAGCAGGCAGCUCCGCAGACUCCUGCCCUCUGGAGCAGUCAUACCGUGGAUAUACACAGCCAAACAUGAGAUCUGUAAGGUGCUUUGUGCAUCUUACGAUUCCUUUUUGGACGAAGACGACAAACAUUUCUGCUCCUGUCUGGAGAGUGCCGGUGUGAACUGUGGUCAGAGGUUAUCUGCUAUUGGCCAGAACACAAAAGAGCAGCAGGUCAGGAGGAUGAGGGAGGCUCUGGCCCUUUGUCAGUCCUUUUGUAGCCAUGGAGCCACGGAGCAGCCCUCUGAUUGGCAGGAGGACUGGGCCCUGAUGGCUCUAGAGGACGUGAAGAGAGGAGGGUCUGUCCACCUGCAGUACAAAAAGACUGAGCCACGUGAUCUGCCGUUUGACUUGCUGGCAGUGAGGUACCCAAAGCUGGCACUGGAGAAUCUGAGUGUUAACUAUUUGCUGUAUCAGAAGAAGAAGCCUUUCUCAGACGGCGAAAGCUCUAAGCCAGUAUCCGCUGGUUCCAUGAUGAAGAAAGCCCCUCUGAUGUUGAAGAAAGACAACAGUUUUGUUCGCAUGCCGUCUAUGAGGCCAAGGUCGUUUGGAGAUGUGCUCCGGAACCCUGUGAGUCUGGACUACUUCAAGCGCUUUCUGCGUUUCCACUAUGCCCAAGGAGCGCUGCUCUUCAUACUGGAAGUAGAGAAGCUGAGAGCCAUCGACCGGCCCAAACCUCAGAAGAUCAAAAUCCUCGCCAUCGUGAAUAAGUUCUUACGCCGGGAGGACCCCAUGGGCUACCUGCAGUGCAGUGCUGACAUCAUCUCCCAGGCGGCUCAGAUGAGAACCGUUUCCUGUGAGGUUCUCUACACCAUCCAGGACCUGGUCACCAAGUCACUGGAAGGAACAUGGUUCAAGCAGUACCAAGACACGUUCCCACCCUGUCCUGCUGUGGGCUCAGACUCCUGCCUGAGAGGAGCCAUACUGAAGACCAAACUGGUUCAGGAACCUGGCAGAUUCAGGCACAGUGAUGGCAUCUGCAGGAAUGUAUGGAGAGAAUGACCAUGCUAUGCUACACCAGAAGGCUGACAUGAUCAUUAAGAUUUUCCUCAAGUCAGAGAUCUCUCCCAAACUUAGGAUAAACAUAGCUGAGACCCAGAGGGAUGCCAUCCUGCAGCAGUGCUCCACUGGGAAAGUAGACAGAGGACUGUUCCACCCAGCUAUCGUAACCAUCUUCCCCAACCUUGUCUUCUGCUGGAAAAAGUGACCUAUAGCUAGUGUUAUUAUUGCUUUCACUUAUGUUGCAAUGAUAUUACAGUACAUGCUUGUUACACAUUUUGGUAUUUAGGGAGACCUCUGUAUCUGUGAGCUUAUUUAAUAAAACAUUUCACGGGG
This is a messenger RNA of Oncorhynchus mykiss (rainbow trout), 3168 nucleotides long. Lineage: Eukaryota; Metazoa; Chordata; Actinopteri; Salmoniformes; Salmonidae. The record is from RefSeq and is a predicted model, not a curated record.